Molecule: messenger RNA, 1641 nt
Organism: Aureobasidium subglaciale EXF-2481
Lineage: Eukaryota; Fungi; Ascomycota; Dothideomycetes; Dothideales; Saccotheciaceae
Exons: 3
Coding region: 1-1641 (546 amino acids)
Biological process (GO): transmembrane transport
Molecular function (GO): transmembrane transporter activity
Source: RefSeq, a predicted model, not a curated record
AUGCAAAACGAUGGCGUCGACCAAGAUCCCCGAGGUGGCUUGUCUGCACUCGACACUCAAAAGACUGAGACAACACAAGACACAGAACAUGAAAAAGAUGAAAAGACAUAUCCACCCAAGAAGAUUGUUCUUCCAGCCAUGGCUGCCAUAUAUUUGGCAUUCUUCCUUGUUGCGUUGGACCGUACAAUCAUCGGCACCGCCAUACCUGCCAUAUCGAACCAAUUCAAUAGCUUUGGAGAUGUGGCUUGGUACGAAUCAGGCUUCCUCCUUCCACUCUGCGCCCUGCAGCUAUCAUUUGGUCUGAUAUACACAUACUACUCAUCGAAAUGGGUAUUGAUCAUCCUCGUCUCGAUAUUCGAAAUUGGAUCCAUCGUCUGCGCUGCCGCUCCGAACUCCAAUGCUCUUAUUGUCGGAAGAGUUAUUCAGGGCAUCGGCGGUGCUGGUAUCGGUUCUGGAGCAAUCAUUCUCAUUAGUAUGCUUGUGCCUCUUCAAGCUCGACCUCAAUGGACUGGUGGUGUGGGUGCUGUUUUCGGACUUGCGAGUAUACUUGGACCAUUACUUGGAGGCUACCUUACUUCUGUCAGCUGGCGUUGGUGCUUCUGGAUUAAUGUACCGAUCGGUGCUGUUUCGCUCGCAUGCUUGGUCUUCUUCACGCCAAAUAGUCCGCCUGCGAAAAAGGCAGCUCCGACAUGGCGAGGGAAGCUUGAUCAACUGGACCCGCUGGGCUUCGUCUUGAUCGCGCCAUCUGUGAUCUGCCUAUUGUUUGCUAUCGAGUGGGGUGGCUCAAAGUAUCCUUGGGGCAGCGGUCGCGUCAUCGCUUUAUUCGUGGUCUUUGCUGUUCUCCUCCUGGCGUUCAUUGCUUCUCAGAUCUGGCGCGGAGACAAGGCCACAUUGCCCCCUCGCAUUCUCAAGCAGCGGACCAUCUUCGCAGCGUCAGUAGCCACUGUAGGCGUCGGUAGUGUACUCGUCAUCUAUGCUUUUUACCUUCCAAUCUGGUUCCAAGUCAUUCAAGGAAAAUCGCCGCAAAAGUCUGGAUUGUCUCUGCUGCCGCUUCUCCUGAGCAAUGUCAUUGCAGUCAUUGCAGGGGGUGUUGGAACGAGUCUGCUAGGAUACUACACUCCCUUCCUGAUCAUUGGAAGUGCUAUCGCCAUUGUUGGAUCAGCUCUUCUCACUACAUGGACUGUUGGUAUUGGUGCCGGGAUAUGGAUUGGCUACCAGCAGAUCGUUCUGGGUGCCGGAAUGGGCAUGGUGUUGCAAGGGCCGAACAUCGCAGCACAAACAGUUCUCCCGGACAGCGACGUGUCGAUUGGUCUGUCCUUCCUGCAGUUCAUCACGUUCUUUGCAGGCAGCACCUUUGUCACCGUUUCCCAGACACUUCUGGAGCACGGUCUGGUCUCCGGCUUGUGGGACAUACUACCUGAUUUGGACACGAGCAUGAUUGCAGGUGCUGGAGCAACGGCUAUUCGAGAUAUGGUCUCGACGGAGCAACUCCUGGCCGUGCUAAAAGUGUACAAUGACUCGAUGAGGUCAAUCUGGUACCUUGGUUUGGGUCUGUCUUGUCUUAUGUUCAUCGCUACUUGGGGCUUCGAGUGGAAGAGUGUCAAGAGCAAGAAGGAAGGCGAGAGUGAGGUCAAGGCUUGA